UUUCCUUUUUCUUUUUCUUUUCUGAUUGAAUUUUUUCUUUUUUCUACUCUAUUUCUAAAUUGCACUUUUAUUUCUUUUAUUGACAUUAUCUCAUACGCACUUUUUUCAUCGCAUACUUUUUCUUUUUUUGUUUUUUUUGUUCAUUUGUUCUUACGUCUAUCAUUUAUCUUUUUACUCUUUAAAAAGUAUACAACUACCCAAACCCAACCCAACUUUUAUUUUUAUAACUGAUGCCUUCCGCUAAUGGUUCGCCUGCUGCCUCUGCUGCCCCACCUCAACAAAUCCCACUAACCUGUUCCGGACACACGCGUCCCGUAGUUCAACUGAGUUUUUCGAACUUUAUCAAUGGAACAAAAAAUUACAUGCUUAUCAGCGCCUGCAAGGACGGGAAGCCUAUUCUGCGAGAUGGCUCGACCGGUGACUGGCUCGGUACCUUUUUGGGUCAUAAGGGGGCGGUUUGGAGCGCUGUGUUGAAUACUGAUACUACGAAAGCUGUUACUGCUUCGGCAGACUACACUGCCAAGGUCUGGGACGCCAUCAACGGAACCGAGCUGAUCUCACUCCCGCACGAGCACAUUGUGAAAAGCGCCGAUUUCAUCAACGACGAAGCAACAACGAUCCUCACAGGUGGGCGAGACAAAAGCAUCCGACUUUUCGAUCUCAACCACCCGCAGCAACCAACCUUGGUAUCCACGCGCAGCUCCUCAAUUCGGAAUAUCAAAUGGUCCAAGCUACAGCAACUCGCUAUAGUCGCGACAGACGAUAGGGAAAUAACCAUCCAUGAUCUGCGCUCACCCUCGCCCGCGCAUCAACUGCAGUUGAGCGCACCGAUUACUAAUAUAUCGCUCACCCAUGACCAUUCACUCUUGUCCUGCGCCGCGGGAAAAUCCAUUGUUGCUUGGGAUACGAAGGGUUGGCGGGUGGCGAUGGAUGUAAAGGUGGAUUUUGACGUUUCGGUGGCUGCUGUUAAUCCCCAGAGAUCCAGGGUGGUAUGUGGAGGCAGGGAGGAUUUGCUAAUUAGGUGUUUGGAGUUUGAAAGCGGGAAGGAAGUAGAGGUUUAUAAGGGUCAUCAUGGAAUGGUGCAUGAUGCUUGUUUUAGCCCGGAUGGUGAGGUUUAUGCUACGGGUUCGGAGGAUGGAACUGUUAGGUUGUGGCAGAGUUUGCCUGGAGUUCCGUAUGGUUUGUGGCAGAGGAAGCAGGAUAAUUCAUUGUGCUUGUCUGCUUGAAAAAUGAUAAAACAUUUUAAUUAGUUUCCUUUUUUUUGUUAUGUUUUUGAUUAAUGGAUUCUACUUGAAUAUAGUU
Molecule: messenger RNA, 1302 nt
Organism: Kickxella alabastrina
Lineage: Eukaryota; Fungi; Kickxellomycota; Kickxellomycetes; Kickxellales; Kickxellaceae
Product: WD domain protein
Exons: 2
Coding region: 231-1226 (331 amino acids)
Biological process (GO): spliceosomal snRNP assembly
Cellular component (GO): SMN complex
Molecular function (GO): protein binding; RNA binding
Source: RefSeq, a predicted model, not a curated record